Aureobasidium musti is the source of this 1057-nucleotide messenger RNA. Lineage: Eukaryota; Fungi; Ascomycota; Dothideomycetes; Dothideales; Saccotheciaceae. The record is from the annotation of a GenBank genome assembly.
AAUGCCCUCCGGAGACGUUCAUGUCCGGUUGCUUUACUUGAAUGAGGAGCCUCGGGAUAGUGAGAUGACCACGGACACCUCUCCCAAGACAACGCGAGCGCGCAGAACUCCAACCCUGAGCGUCCUGGAAACGAUUCAUGAUGUCCGCGGAGCUCAAGAGGAAUUCGACCUUGAUCUUCACGGAUUCUGCUAUAUCAAAGCACCAUUCAGCUUGGAACAUUGGGCAUCGGAGCAGGAGAUACAGAAGGAUCUUAUCCCGAAGAUCGGAGAGUUGUUGCGCAACGAACUCGAAGUCUGUGAUGAAGUCCACAUUGUCGAAAUCAAGNNGUCGAACCAGCAGCAACACCCUCAAAAUGGUUGCAGUGAAUUGGUCCACGUCGACUACACUGCGUCAAGCGUAAAGUCACUAGUGCGUCAGAGAUACGAGAUAAAGGCCGACUGGCUUCUUACAGGAAGAGUCCGCCUGAUCAACAUGUUGAAGCCCGUUCAGGGUACUGUAUCCAGGUCUCCCAUUGCAUUUACGGACGGCAGAGAGGUCGAUACGCUGAGAGAUAUCUCCAAAGUCGAUACGGGCACACCUAUGCGUCACGGACAUUAUCGUGAUGGAUAUCGUUGGUACUAUAUGACUGAGCAAGCUGAAGAAGAUGUUCUCUUGUUCAAAACAUAUGACAACGACCCGAGCGUUCCUUCGACGGCAUGUUUAAACACAACCUUUGACGUUCCAUAUACUCCAGCCGAUACGCCAUCCUCCAAGACGAUCGAGAUUCGAGCCUUGGUGUUCACGUAUCCAGUCAGCAAGCAGAUUACGCGUCAUCUGGGUUCAGAUGAGACUGAGUCGUUGAAGAGAAAGAUCAAAAUUCCUUCGGAUGAAGUAUCGCAUAACCAAGCUCUAGUCAGAGCAGGCUUGGACCUUCGUCAAUGGGAGUCUAGUAACACAGCAGAACGAGUGCGUCAUCUCAUCUCUGACCGCGACCAUUCCCGCGCCGAGGCUCUUUCCCUGGGCAUGCAGCUCAACUACUUGGAGAGCUGGAUCAUGAGCCUCUCAUUCUCGGCAUAC